This is a messenger RNA of Labeo rohita (rohu), 1920 nucleotides long. It is a transcript of the gene prss35, whose product is annotated as serine protease 35. The transcript has 2 exons. The record is from RefSeq and is a predicted model, not a curated record. The coding region runs from base 253 to 1527 and encodes 424 amino acids. Gene Ontology annotation, biological process: proteolysis. NCBI's taxonomy places the organism in Eukaryota, Metazoa, Chordata, Actinopteri, Cypriniformes, Cyprinidae. Gene Ontology annotation, molecular function: serine-type endopeptidase activity.
CGCAGAUCGUAAACAGUGCCACUGAACCCCAACGAAACUCGCAUAUUUUAUUGAUUUUUGCUGCUGAAAAUGUUCAAUUAUUGUCAUGUUUUGGGGUGUACUAAUCAGUCGGACCAGGAAAAACAUUUGGAGUAGUACAAACCGCCAAAAGUUAUAACAAAUCAAGGAGAAGAGUGCAAAAAGCUGUCUGAGGAACAAAAGGCGUUUGUGGUUGGCCAAACUGAACCGGGAUUUCCAGGGGGUCUCUCUGCAAUGGGCCCGGUACCCUUAACGCUCCUGCUUUGCAUCUCAGCACUGGCUGUGCUGGUGUCUGCAGCAGUGGACGAACCCACAAGUGACGAUGACUACACCUGGCCACAGAGGAAAGUACCACUGGUACAAGAAAAGCAAACGGUGCAUCUGGGCAAUUCUGAUUUUUUAGCCAAGCCACAGACUGAGCUCCAUGGAAUAUGUGGCAUUGAGUGCCAACGGGGUCUCCCGGAACCCAGUCUGAAUGAUCUGGAGCAGCUACUGUCCUACGAGACCAUGUACGAAAACGGCACCCGCACACUCACCACCGUCACCGUACAGGAGUUAAACGUGAGCGACAACUGGAUGGGAGCUUCUGGAUCACGUACUCGACGCAGACGAGAAGUCUACGGCACGGACACACGGUUUACCAUCGCUGACAAGCAGUACUCCUUGAAGUAUCCGUUCUCUACGUCUGUGAAGAUCUCCACGGGGUGUUCUGGUGUGCUGGUGUCACCCAAGCACGUCCUGACUGCCGCUCAUUGCAUCCACAAUGGUACGGACUACCUGGAUGGGGUGCAGAAACUCAGUGUCGGCGUGCUGAAAGAACGUUCACGUCGGAAAGGGAAGGGACGGAAAGGGAAAGGUCGGAAAGGUAAAGGACAGAGGAAGCAAAAAGAAGAAGAGGACGAGGAGGAGAUCAAUGACAAUAUAGAGAUUGAAGAGAAGCAGGAGAGGAAGGGAAAAGGCAAAGGCAGGAGAAGCCGUAGUAGGCGCAGCACCACCUCCGAACAGCCUUCGUUCCGAUGGACCCGGGUGAAACAGAUGCAGGUGCCGAAGGGCUGGUUUAAAGGAAUCUCGGAAAACGUCGUGGCUGAUUAUGACUAUGCCAUCCUGGAGCUUAAAAGGGCUCAGAAGACCAAGUACAUGGAUCUAGGUGUCAUCCCUUCCAUUAAGAAGCUGCCUGCAGGACGUAUCCAUUUCUCAGGAUUUGAUGACGACCGACCAGGCAACCUGGUGUACCGUUUCUGCUCCGUGUCUGAGGAGUCCAACGACUUGCUGUACCAGUAUUGUGAUGCCAAACCUGGCUCCAGCGGCUCGGGGGUCUACAUUCGACUCAAAGAGCCUGGCAAGAAGAAGUGGAAGCGGAAGAUCGUUGGAGUGUUCUCGGGUCACCAGUGGGUGGAUGUUAACGGGAUGCAGCAGGAUUACAACGUAGCCGUGCGAAUCACGCCCCCCAAGUACGCACAAAUCUGCCUCUGGGUCCAUGGGGACUCCAGCCAGUGUCGGCGCACCUGAGAGACUCCGUCAGCGUCCCGUCUGACUUGCUCUUAGCCACCCUUGUGCCUCCCAUUUGUGCACUACACAAACUGCUGCAUUCAUCAAGAGUAAAGACUUUAACACAUUUAGCAUUGAACUUUUCCAAUCUAUUUUGAUACCUUAAUUUAUUUUACUAGACAACUUUUGUCAUGAAUCAGUUAGAGCGAAUGUAUUUCUAGAUUCGGUUGUCUUAAUGAGAACUAAUUCUGUCCUAAACUGUCGUUUUGAAUUAGAAAAUAUACUUCAGUCAGUGUUGUUUGCUAUGGGAGGCAUUUGUUUUGUCUGGUAAUCUGUCUGGAUACCUUGAAGUAGAAAGCUAGAUGACUAGUUGACUCGAGAAAAAAAAAAAAUAAUUUUUUUUUUUUUUUUUUU